AUGCGGAAGGCCAAAGACGAGCGUAUUAGAAUUGCAGCGGCGUUCUUCCGUAAUAGUUUCGAUGAAGACGACGAUGAAGGGAAAGAGGACAAAGCCGCGCUAACAAAAGAAUCGGAAAAGAGAUUUGUUUCUUCUGAUGGCGAUUCGAUAAAAGUCAAAAGGAAGACUAACAUUACAAACGCGGAGAUUUCUUCAAAAGUGGUCGCAUCUGGUGUUGAACUUUCGGCCUCCUCUUUAGACGGCGCGGCGCGCGUGAGAGAUCGCAUUUUUAAACGCUCACAAUCGUUCGAAAACUGUAGUUCGUUACCCAGCAAUGUGAACGAGUACGCGAUAUCAGAUUGUCGUAAUGCAAAAGAAAAAUACAAUAGGGACAGUGAUGUGAUUUCGAAAGUUGAAACACGAAGCUUGACAGUGCCGAUAACGGAUUCCGAUGGUGUCUUCCCUUCGCUCAAACACGAAGAUGUCAUUACGAAGGAAUCAUCCGCGAGGUUUCAACCUUCAUCAAUCGGAGACUACCCAAUGCAUCCUCCUAUGAAAUCAACUGCUAUGGCUAAAUCGAAGCAGUCUCAAUUGAUGCCUGAUUUCUUAAAGGUUCCUUCAAGAUCUAGCGAUCAACACUUUUGUUUCUCAACAUUAUCAGAACGAUCGACAAGUAUGAAAGAACGCUCGAAUAUCGAGAAAAUACAUAAUACAGUGCCACAACCAUUGAUAGCCGUUAUUCGAGACAGUUUCGACGAGAAAUCCAGCGGUGGUCGCAGAUUAACGUUGCCGAUGACGAGCUCUGAUUUGAACCAAGCCUUACUAAACCCUACGACGGAGAUCAGCCAGAAGUCACCGACCUUUGACGAUAUCUUAGCUGGCACCAGCGUGAACCCAAUUCGGAAGUCCAGCAUUGCAAACGCAGCUAUCUGUUCGAGUCUGGCUCCCAGUUUGCUCGGAGCUAUUCCCGGUGUGCCGAAUUCUCUCUUACCGAAUGGAGAUUACAAUCUGCAGCGAAGUGCCACAUUGUCGAAUCUGUCAACCACCUCUACCAGCAUCAGCGACGACAUUUCCAUUGGUAGAACGCGUCGCAGAUUAAGGUCGUUUCUUCGUCUUCAUAUACCUGAGUCGCAUCCCACGACUUGGCACGACGAGGACUACCAUCAUCAUUUGCACAAUCAUCACCAUCAUCAUCAUCAUGUGUUCCCGCACAUUCACGUACCCACCAUCACCUUCACAACGCCAGCCACCGAUGGUAUCGGUCGCAAAUUUAACUUCGCCAUCCGAAGGCAUUCACAGGCGACAUUGCAUCGGACUGACUCGAUGGUAUCGCUUUGUUACCGAUCACUCGCGAGCUAUAUCUCAGAUGAUAAUCUCGUCGGACUGCAGAGCUUUCUCGAAAAUAAGCGAGUGCAGGUCGACGACAGAGAUGAAAACGGUAGUACCGCCCUCAUCCUUGCAGCAACCAAGGGAAAAAUACACUUUGUCCGAGAGCUCAUCAAUCAUGGAGCGGAUGUUAAUGCUGAAGACGCAGAUAAUUGGACGGCGUUACUGUGUGCAGCGAAGGAAGGCCACACCGAAAUUUGUCUCGAAUUGCUCGAACACGGCGCCAAUUUGGAACAUCGAGACAUGGGUGGAUGGACAGCACUCAUGUGGGCGACGUACAAGGGCAAGUCGGCGACGGUGACGAUGUUGCUGGGGCGCGGAGCUGACGUCAACGCGCAUGGAAAUUUUCAUAUAUCCUCGUUAGUAUGGGCCGCUGGCAGGGGUUAUAUUGAUAUAGUCAAAGAUCUCAUUGCUCAUGGAGCAAAGGUCAAUGUCGGCGACAAGUAUGGCACAACGGCACUUAUAUGGGCAUCGCGCAAGGGAAAUAUAGAAAUCGUUGAUAAUCUUCUUAAAGCUGGGGCCAAUGUCGACACAGCAGGCAUGUAUUCAUGGACUGCUCUGGUCGUGGCAACCCUCGGCAAUCACGUGGAGGUGGUAUCGCUACUAUUGGAGCACAAGCCCAACGUCAACGCUCUAGACAAGGAUGGUUGCACCGCCCUAGCUAUUGCCUGCCGUGAAGGCCAUCACGAAAUAGCGAACGCUCUUUUAAAUGCCGGCGCUUACGUUAAUAUUCAGGAUCGAGCUGGUGACACGAAUUUGAUCCAUGCGGUUAAAGGUGGCCAUCGGGGUGUGGUGGAAUCGCUGCUAAAGAAAUAUGCGGACGUCGACAUUGCUGGAAAGGAUAAAAAAACCGCAACUUACAUAGCAGUAGAGAAAGGCAAUAUACCAAUACUCAAAUUAUUACUAAACGCUAACCCAGACCUGGAGAUUGCCACGAAAGACGGCGACACGCCUUUAUUACGGGCGGUGAGGUCGCGUAACGCCGAAAUCGUGCAAUUGCUUUUAGACAAGAAAGCCAAGGUCUCGGCUACGGACAAGAAGGGCGACACUGUACUGCACAUAGCGAUGCGCGCGCGAUCAAAAGCGAUCGUCGAGAUACUACUGAGGAAUCCAAAAAAUAGCCAGUUAUUGUACCGUCCGAAUAGACAAGGCGAAACCCCCUACAACAUCGAUGUCAAUCAUCCCAAGACGAUGCUUGGUCAGAUAUUCGGUGCUCGGCGCUUAAAUACUAACGAGGACAAUGAAAACAUGCUGGGUUACGAUUUAUACAGCAGUGCACUGGCAGACAUUCUCAGUGAACCAUCGCUUUCUACACCAAUUACUGUUGGUCUUUAUGCUAAAUGGGGCUCUGGGAAAUCAUUUUUGCUAAACAAAUUAAGAGAGGAAAUGAAGAACUUUGCACGACAAUGGAUCGAUCCAGUAUUCCAAUUUUCUUCCUUACUCUUUUUAGUAGUUAUUCACGUAUCCUUACUUGUGGGUAUCACACUUGGCCUCGGUUUACAAUCGUGGAUCAUUGGUCUAUCAUCUGGAAUAAGUUUACUAGUUGUCAUUUAUAUUUUUCUGAUACUCGUCUGGUAUGCCAACAAGAGAUACGAUUGGUACUGGCCGUAUAAUCUGACAGUAGCGCUUACCACCAAGUUGAACGCUCUAAAACUGCUAUUACAAGUGAUCUUUUGUCACCCACCAGGCAGCCAAUGUCACGAUGGCAUAGCAGUGCAGCCGAUAAAGUUUUACUUCACAGAUCAAACCCGUGUGGGUACGACUGCUGCCGGUGAGAACGCGGUUGUGCAAAUGGUGGGCUCAUUGUACGAUUCCAUUGAGAAUGAUUACGGUUCUCUACCUACCAGAUUAUACAGAGCAUUUCGACCAAAACCGGAUAAAUCGACCACUACGUGGAAAUGGAGACGUUUAUGCUGCUUGCCUUACGUAGUCAUAUUUGAAUUCUGCUUAUGCAGUUUGCUCGUCGGUAUUUCGAUACUUACGGUGUACCUCAUAGAUCUUUCCAACGAUGAAUCCACGAUAGAGCGAGUUACUGCUCACAUUAUCAUGAUAUCGAUCGCUUUGGUAUUGGCCAUCAGUAUAAUAGCAAAUUUGUACACGUGGAGUAGAACACUGCAGGCAUUGUUUUUUUCACAGAGGAGGCAUCUUCAACGUAGUAUAUCAAAAUUAGAAACUCUAAAGAGCGAAGGGUUCAUUCAGACUUUAAAAAGUGAAGUCAAUUUAAUGACGGAAAUGGUCAAGUGCUUGGAUAGUUUCAUGGCUCAACAAAGUAGACUAGUUGUCAUAGUGGACGGUUUGGAUAGUUGCGAACAGGAUAAAGUUCUACUCGUUUUGGAUGCUAUACAGGCCUUAUUUAGCGAUAACGGAUAUCCUUUUGUCGUAAUACUCGCAAUUGAUCCACAUAUUAUAUCUAAGGCGGUAGAAGUAAAUAGCAGAAGACUAUUCUCGGAAUCGAAUAUCGGUGGUCAUGAUUACUUGCGAAAUAUGGUGCAUUUGCCAUUCUACUUGCAAAAUAGCGGUUUACGUAAAGUCAAGGUUGCGCAACAGACUGCUCAGCAUUACAAAAAGACUGCAUGGACGGAGGCUGAGGAGAGUGUUAACUAUACUGCAACCAGCACUAUGCAUCACUCUGUAUCGAGUAGAAGACUCAGCACGGAAUCGGCUAUAAUGAACAGCAACGAAAAAUUGAAACCCCAAACUAGAAAGGGCAGUAGAAAGAUGCGAUUAAGUGAAUCGAUCGCUAGCAGUAUUGGCAGCAAUUUGAACCGACUGGGCGGCGCACAAGAUCUCAAUAAGAUGCUGCUCACCGAUGAUUACUUUAGUGAUGUGAAUCCUCGUAGUAUGAGAAGAUUAAUGAAUGUCGUUUAUGUUACCGGACGGUUACUUAAAGCAUUCCAGAUUGACUUCAACUGGUAUCAUUUAGCUAGUUGGAUUAACAUUACCGAGCAAUGGCCUUUUAGGACAUCUUGGCUUAUUCUUCAUUACGACAUGUAUGAGGAGACUAUGGAUGAUAAUAUGUCACUUAAAAGUCUUUACGAUAAAGUACGACCGCAAAUUCCGGUACUGAAAGAGGUGCAACCACUUCUCGAAAUAGAUAGAGACGAACGCAAGCUGGAUGUUUUUCUCACUUUCCAUCGGUCCAGCUUACUCAUUAGUGAUAUGAAAAUAUUCUUGCCUUUCACUAUUAAUCUAGAUCCAUAUAUUAAGAAAAAAAUUAAAGAGGAGCAACAGAGUAUAGAGGAAGACACGAAUCUAUUUCAUAAACAAAGUGGUACUUGGCACGGUCACGGUGUUCCAUUUGAGUGGGCUCCGCAAAAAAACAUGUCUGCGAAUCGACAUGCGAAACUUGUCAAGCAAUCGAGUUUGCAGGGAUCCGUGCCACCAACGCCAUCGUGGGGUUAUCAGCCAAGUUUCGAAUGGCAAGCUCCGCCAACUUGGAUGCAAAUGCCUUUCAUGGAACCAAUGGCAAAACCACUUUCCGUAACGACUACGUUACCGUCCGAAAUUUUGGAAAUAAAACUAUCGUCCUUAUCAAUGAACGGAGUUUGUGAUCUGAUCGACAAAAUUGAAAGUCUUAAUUCGGUACAAGCACCGAUAUAUAAGCAAGCUAUCAAAGAGAAUAAUAUUAAUGGACGAGUUUUAUUACACUGCGAUUUGCAAGAAUUGAAAAAAGUAUUUAAAAUGACUUUUGGAGAUUGGGAAUUAUUUCGCAUGGUAAUUGUAUCAUUACGGGAAAUGGAACUCUCGUCGUUUACAUACGAGGAAGGUCGAAGUGUUCGAUUUACCGUAGGAUCUGAACAAGUUUUACGCAAAGAUCACGCCUUGCCAAAUAAUUCCAUACGUGUGUCUACUCACGUGGAGAAAGAGAAAGGAACAUCGAGAACAGAUGGAUCAACUCGUCGUGAUCAAAAUAAGCAAUCUAUUAUGGAAAAACAGGUAACAUUAGAGGAGCAAAUGAUUUGCGGAGCACUGCAGACCUUAAAUGAGGAAGCUUGCGAGGAUGUUUUAGAUGUGCCAUCGCCAGCGGUGGCACCAACGACAGACUCACUUUCUUCAGGACCUGUCAUUUCGGUACACGAUACGGAGUAUGUACUGCUUCAAGCCAGUCCGCUGUUUCACUGGAUACCAAUUAGCGACGAGCCGGGCAGCUCGGAUGACGACUCUACCAUGUUCCUUCAACGUACCAACUCCCAGCGCAGCAUUACAUCUCAACGUAGUACGAGAUCCGCUUGCUCACAUAAGACCCUAAAAAGAAGCGGCAGCAACAUUAGCACUAGACCGUCUUCGCUAUUUGUUUCCCCGCCUUCAUCGCCGAAGCCUGCGAUUAGAUCGAAGUCAACCGACGAGAAGUGUAUGGGAAAUAACAUAUCUCAGAAGACCAUGCCAUCAUCGGUAUCCAUCAAGAGACGCUCAUCUUCGACGUUUAAUGAUGAAGUGGUGAUAUCGGUGCCUACUUCCAGCCUGGAGAAGUUGUCAAGGUUAAAGGACCGUUUAAUUGGUACCGCGCCGACAGCGGGAUCCCCGGCACUCGGUGGCGAGAGCGAUGACGAAUCCACGCCACUAGUAUCUGAAAUAUCCACACCUACGCAUUCCCAAUCGGACAGCGUGUUUAAACAUGACUGCAGCGCAGAGAAUAGCAGUUCGCCGUCAUCGAACAGGAGUCUACCACGGGAUGGAGAACGUCGGAUGAACCUAGAUUACUCUGAUACUGUGAGUCUUGUGAUACACGAGUCCUCGAACGCUCAAUCGCAAUCUCGGCAUAACGUCAAGACGUGGGACGACACAGAGACGCCUGUCUGACACCUGUCAUCUUCUAUAUAAUAACACGCGAUAACACGCGAUAAUUCUGCGCAUUGUAUGUUUAUUUGAUGUAGAUACCAAUGUGAUGAAGAUG
Molecule: messenger RNA, 6259 nt
Organism: Cyphomyrmex costatus
Lineage: Eukaryota; Metazoa; Arthropoda; Insecta; Hymenoptera; Formicidae
Gene: Arms
Product: Ankyrin repeat-rich membrane spanning
Exons: 21
Coding region: 1-6165 (2054 amino acids)
Molecular function (GO): protein kinase regulator activity; PDZ domain binding
Source: RefSeq, a predicted model, not a curated record